CUUUUCGUUAAAGACAAAAUCGUUAAGUAAAAAUCUGAAUUCACAAGUUGUUCAAGCGACAGGAAGUACUUCUGAGGUGGCCACCUACUGGAAAUCAAGUUGUGACAUGAAAACCGAUCUUCAGUUUUGGAGAAACCUUUCGCACGGGGUGGACGUUUCGCUGAAAUCUGAAAGCGUUGUUUGUAGAGUUGGCGCCGACUGUACAAGAACCAAUGAGAAUGAUGGCACUAUUGAAGAUCCGCCAAUUGUUUUAGACCUCCAAGAAGGCGACUGGCUAAACAUUCAGUUACUCGAAAAUAAUAUUGGCCAAAACGCAAACGAAAGCAUUCAGUACAGAUUAAUUAACACAACUAGAGACGGGAGUCUUGACUGUAUGGAGAUGACGUCAUCACAAACUGUCGAUGAAUGGAGACCAGGAUCGUACGAGAACUACACUGUCAAAUUUGAUCUUUUUAUUCCCGGAAUAACCUAUCUAAAAAUCGGUCUAAAGUCGACGAAUGUGCAGUGUGAGCUAGUGUGGGCUCUAAAAGUGACAACACGGUCACUAGAGUGCGUUUCAUCACCUACAGAGAAAAAAUGUUCUGGAAAAGGAAUCUGUAUUGCCGAUUCAGAGAAGAGCAGCUUUACAUGUCAGUGUUGCCCAGGAUAUAUUGGUCGCUAUUGUGAAGAGAGAGAUGGUUGCCAUGGAAACCCUUGCAAUCAUGGUGGAUUUUGUGUAGAUAUCACAGAAGGACUUGUUGAUACUACUUACCAAUGUCUUUGUCCUCAUGGCUAUCACGGACAGUCAUGUGAUGAUGUGGUAUACCUCUGUGACAGUCAACCAUGCUUGAACAACGCUACCUGUUGGGGGAAUCAGACAGCUUACAGUUGUGGUUGUCAACCAGGCUUCACGGGCAAAAAGUGUGAAAUAAAUAUCAAUGAGUGUUUGUCAAAUCCCUGUGUUCACGGAGUUUGUGAAGAUGGUGUUGGAGGCUACAAGUGCUACUGUUUAACUGGUUACGGAGGCGAUCAUUGUGAAUUUGAAUACGACGAAUGUGAUUCUAGUCCCUGUAUAAACAGUGGCGCUUGUGAAGACCUGGUUGCAGGAUACAAAUGUCACUGUGGUCCAGGAUAUAAAGGCCGAAGGUGUCAAGUGAAAAUUGACUUAUGUGAAAGUAACCCUUGUCCAAGUCCAGCUCAGUGUGUCGACAAAGGCAACAACUACAGCUGUAUCUGUCAUCCCGGCUAUAAUGGAGCAGGCUGCACACAACAUUUCGACCCCUGUUAUCCCAAUCCGUGUGAGAACGGUGGAAAAUGCUGGCCUCGUAUCGACUCCUUCUUCUGUUCCUGCUCACCAGGGUACACUGGAGAGACGUGCACAGCUGAAUUUUCAAAUCCAGCCAAACCAAUGGCACACACUCAAGGAAGAACUGAACAGCCGCUAGAGGGUAUUAGUGCUUCCUCGGAACACGUUCACAGCGUCUAUAUUGCCGUCUCGACAUUGGCUGGAGCCUGCCUGGUCGUUGUCAUUGUGAUAACAUUAUGUCAUUUUCGAGUACACAAAUUCUACCAGCGUUUUGUUAGGAAGUAUGGUCGUUCUAGAGUUGAAAUAAAGAAACAAAAGUUUGAUGAUCCAGACAAGUUUUCCUUAAAUCUCCAGGAGAAUACCUCUACUUUUAGACCGUUUUCUGAUAGCGUGUACGAAGCUACCACAAUAGAUCUAACGGACAAUCUAGACCGGCCACUCAUCGCUUGAGUUAUUGUUUAUUCCUGGUUCUCCUUCUGUCUCAUCUUGUCUGGUUGGUGUGAUAAGGUGAUUUUCUAAUAGAGAAUACGAGUAAUCUGAAUUAAGCCCAAAUAUUGCCACUUCAAGUAUAUAAAAGUGUUUCUUUCAUGCAUUAUAAAAUAACCAAUAUAAAUAGAACAAUAAGACAAAGGCUUAACUAGAGUUAUUCAUAAGAAUUUAUGUGAGGAGGUUCUCCAACUAUUCAAUUGAAUGACUGUUUCACAAACACGUUACUCUUCUUAACGU
Limulus polyphemus (Atlantic horseshoe crab) is the source of this 2011-nucleotide messenger RNA. RefSeq names its product delta and Notch-like epidermal growth factor-related receptor. The transcript is spliced from 11 exons. NCBI's taxonomy places the organism in Eukaryota, Metazoa, Arthropoda, Merostomata, Xiphosura, Limulidae. Gene Ontology annotation, cellular component: plasma membrane; protein-containing complex. Gene Ontology annotation, molecular function: calcium ion binding. Gene Ontology annotation, biological process: heterophilic cell-cell adhesion; establishment or maintenance of epithelial cell apical/basal polarity. The coding region runs from base 107 to 1735 and encodes 542 amino acids. The record is from RefSeq and is a predicted model, not a curated record.